AAUUGUACAAAGCUGAAGCUGAACUCUGAAGCAGACAACCCGCGAGUGGAUCGAUUUAUUGUCGAAGCGAUGGAGCAUUCACUCUGCAACCCACCUGACAUUCUUCCUUCCGUGUCUCCUCGUCUUCUACUCCACAAAACCACUCUUACCCUCCCCUCCAUAGCAACCCCAAUUUUCAAACUCAAUAAUGGCCGUCCCCGUCUCCAACCCAGAAUGUCUCUCAUCACCAAGGCCGCACCACCGAGUCCCAAGCACCAUCAAUGGCGUACUAGAGCAUCCGCAGCUGAUUACGCGGCCUCGGCCGCAACGCCAGAGAUUGAUAUGGCGAAGAAUAGUGAUGGGGUAUGGGCUGCAAAGCAGAAGAAAGUGGUUGUUCUGUGGGACCUCGACAACAAGCCCCCCCGCGGCCCUCCCUACCAGGCCGCCAUGGCCUUAAGAGAGGUGGCUCAACGCUUCGGCGAAGUUGUUGACAUGUCCGCCUACGCCAACCGGCACGCUUUCAUUCAUCUCCCUCAAUGGGUCCUCGAAGAACGCCGCGACAGACGCCGCAUGGACAUCCUCGAACGCAAGGCCCUCUCCACCCCUGCUGAGCCCUACGUCUGCGGCGUCUGCGGUCGGAAGUGCCGCACCAACCUCGACCUCAAAAAGCACUUCAAGCAACUCCACGAGCGCGAGCGACAGAAGAAGCUUAAUAGAAUGCGUUCCCUCAAGGGCAAGAAGCGCCAGCGUUUCAAGGAGCGAUUCAUCAGUGGGAACCACAAGUAUGAGGAAGCUGCGAAGUCUUUGAUCACUCCUAAGGUUGGGUAUGGCCUUGCUUCGGAGCUUCGCCGUGCUGGGGUUUUUGUGAAGACUGUGGAAGAUAAACCCCAGGCGGCCGAUUGGGCGGUUAAGCGGCAGAUGCUGCAUUCCAUGAGCCGCGGUAUCGAUUGGUUGAUUUUGGUUUCUGACGACUCUGACUUCUCUGAUAUGCUCAGGAGAGCUCGGGAUUCUGAUCUGCGAACCGUUGUUGUGGGUGAUUGGCAAAGGGCUCUAGGCCGACAAGCUGAUUUAUGGGUUCCUUGGUUUGAGGUUGAGAACGGAGAGGUGGCGGAGGAGGACUUCAUGUCCGUCGGCAGGAGGACAGAUGAGUUCUCGGAUGAGGAUGAUGAUGGUCUGCUCUCCAUAGCGUAUUCUGAUGGAGAGAGCUAUGAUGGGAGCGAUUUGGAUCGUAUUACAGAUGAACUUGUUGUGAGAGACACUCAAUUCGGUAGUUUCAGGAUUUCGGCUUUUUCUGAAGGGGAAGAGGAGGAUUGGGUGACGGAGUGAGCUUGGCGAGGGAGGUCAUGGUCUUCUUGAUGAGACGGAUUUCUUUUGGGUGUAAUUAGUUUUAGGAAACAGUGGAGGAAGAUGGGUGCUUCUUAUUUAGCAGAGCCGCAACAGGUGUUCCUCUGGUCUUUCUGUGUAUACUCUGUCCAUUCAUUCUGGUUCAAUACUAAAUUAGAUUGAACGGUUUAGAAUUUAGAUUCCAAUAUGAUAUAGGAACUUGGGGAACCAGGGGAUUUCAACAAUAGAAAAGACUUCAAGUGACAAACAAUGGGUGCAGGUCCACUAUCUCUUUCUGCAAUUAUACAAUAUUAAUAACCGGGUGUUCUUGAGAAUGUAGAAAAAAUUUUGACCGUGGUUAAGCUGUUUUGACUGUGUUUUUGGUUUUUAAUUUUGUUUUCCCACCAGAUCAAUUUCCAAAGUUCAAAACUGUUUUUCCUAUCGAAGGCCUUUGCUGAAGUUUGAACUUGUCUGAAUUUUGGUUGCAGUUC
Telopea speciosissima is the source of this 1793-nucleotide messenger RNA. RefSeq lists its product as uncharacterized. The record is from RefSeq and is a predicted model, not a curated record. The coding region runs from base 70 to 1305 and encodes 411 amino acids. The transcript has a single exon. Lineage: Eukaryota; Viridiplantae; Streptophyta; Magnoliopsida; Proteales; Proteaceae.